Messenger RNA from Linum tenue, 1158 nucleotides. The record is from the annotation of a GenBank genome assembly. NCBI's taxonomy places the organism in Eukaryota, Viridiplantae, Streptophyta, Magnoliopsida, Malpighiales, Linaceae.
AUGUCCCGCUGCUCCCUCCAAACCGUCGCCAAGUUCCGAACCCUCUCCCGCCGACUCAACUCGCUCACCUACGAGUCCACCUUCAACCAACUCCUCCACCGCCGAACCCCAACCCUCUCCGGCUUCUUCCUCCACCGCCGCUCCCUUUCCACCUUCGCCUCCGCCGCCACAAACAACAACAACAACCAAAAGAUCUCCCUCGACUUCCUCCCUUCCCCAGCCCGCAUCGUGGCGUCCACGUCACAAGGAUACAUUACCUGCGUCACCACCGAACCACACCGCCUCCACCGAUACUACGUCGUUAAACCCGCGACGAAACAGUUUUCCCCACUACCCAACCCGAAGACCAAGCACUUCACCCGACACCCCGUCGGGAUGAUCGUCCUUCGGUCCCACCCUCUCCGCUUCAAGCUCGUCCGGCUCUCCAACUCCACACACUCGCACCGCAACAACAACGAGUUGCGGUGCGAGGUGUUCGAUUCCGAACGUUGGAGUUGGAAGAAGCAGCGGCAGCUGGACAUUGACCACAAUGUCCAGCUGCCGCUGCUGGGGGACGAGGAGGAAUAUUUAGAGCCGGAGCCGCCAGUGGCGGCUGGCGGCUCGCUGCACUGGCUGACGUCACGCAACCGUGUCUCCGCGUUCUGCGGAGACACGGACGAAGCGUGGGAGUGUUUCCCGCUGCCGCGGGAAAUACGAGAGAAGGGCAGGUACGAGGGGGCCAUGCAGCUGGCGGAGUACGAGGGGAAGCUCGGGGCGAUGUUUACGGGGUGGGAGAGCGGCGUGAUGGAGUUGUGGGUGUUGGAGCGUUCCUGUGGUGGUGGUGAGAAGCGUUGGGAGGAGAGGUUGAGGUUGGAUUUGAAGGAGCGGGUUGCGGUGCGGGUGCUAGGGUUCUGUGACGCGGACACGGUGGUGCUGGAGCGGCGGGACGGAGGUGUGGCGGUGUGGGAGUUUAGGGUUGGGGGGAGGGUGACGGUGGUGGUGGAAGGGUUGAGGUGUACUUCGUCGGGGUUGGAUGGGUUCUUCGUGGUGCGGUCGGAUUUGGAGAGGACGGAGUUUGGACGGCCGGAUGGGAAGAGAGAUGUUGGUUUUGAGAGGAAGAGGAGGAGGAGGAAGGUGGAUUCGUGUUUGGUUUAUCGAGAUGAUGCUUGUUUGAGUUGA